This is a messenger RNA of Thamnophis elegans (Western terrestrial garter snake), 1587 nucleotides long. RefSeq names its product zinc finger and SCAN domain-containing protein 29. The transcript has 2 exons. Bases 910 to 1416 code for a protein of 168 amino acids. The record is from RefSeq and is a predicted model, not a curated record. NCBI's taxonomy places the organism in Eukaryota, Metazoa, Chordata, Lepidosauria, Squamata, Natricidae.
UUAAUUUUGCUUACCAGAGAAGGAAUCUUGAGGAGUAAAGAAGAUUCUUUUAGUGCCAUACUAUCUAUAGUCAUAGAUAUACUGUACUCAUACGAUCAUUCUUUUUUCUUAAUAAUAUACCAGUAUUGAGGGUGAGGCUUGCUGUUUUUCCCAAUUUAGGGUUGCAAUUUUAUUUGGUGACAUUGUGACAUUUUAGAUGUGAAAAUGUUGUGAGGAUGCAAUAAUUCAUUUAAGCUGCCCAAUGCAAUCAACUCUUUUAAAAAUUUACUAUUUGCCCAUGCUGUAAAUAUGGAGAAAAGGAUAUAUAGGUGUAAGCAUAACUAAAGCUUAGUAUAACACAUACUUGUUUGGAUCUUCUGUUUUGGUCAAUAUCUUGACACAGGCAGAACAAUCUUAUAGCAGGCAUACUCUUCUCAACUAUCUCAGCGUAAAUAUUAAUUUAUUAGGUUUAUAUUACCACCAAAUUACAAAGGCCCAAGGCAGUUGAAGUCUACAUGCCAAGAAACACCUCAUAUGAAGGUGCAUCGUUAAAGAACACAGCAAUGGGAGGAGCAGUUUUCUAUAUUGCUUCAACUUUAGUAAAUUUAAUUAGAGGUAAAUUUGGAAGACAUGCAACAUCAUAAUGAACAAUUGGGUUAUUUUGACAGAUGAUGAUUCAGUCAGCACAAUUUCAGAGGAUACAUGUGGAUUCUCAGUGUAUAAACAGGCACCUGGGACAGGUAAGCUUUUUCUUUACUUCUGAUCAACAAUGGGAGAAGAUUACUCAGAAAAAUAUUUUAUGAAUUGUGGUUCUAGAUGGGAGUAUCUAAAGUGGUACACAGUCCUAAUUUCUUUAUAUAAUAUUCCAUAUUUUGGGGUUUUUUUAGGUGUUUGCCUAGUUAAACUCAUUGAAUCUUUUUAUGAGGGGAAAUGCAAUAUCUGUUUUUAAUUUGUGAAAUACCUUUGUUCCAUUUUGUAUCUUCAGACAUUCAGAUGACCUUGGAUGAAGCCCAAAAUCACUUUAGAGUUAUUACCGUCAAUGACACAGGAGCAGGAAAGCAUUGGUGCGACAAUGAAGUCAGGGCUCUAAUAAAUAUAUGGUCAGAUGAGGAAAUACAACAAAUGCUUGAAGGAGCAACGAGGAAUAAAGAAAUAUUUGAGGAGAUUGCUAGAAGGCUAAUGAAAGUUGGAAUAGACAGAGACUGGAAACAGUGUCGUACAAAAUACAAGAACUUAAAAUAUGAGUAUCGAGCGGUGCAGAAAGAAAACAAUCAGAUUGGUAACGCAAGCAGGAAGAUGAGAUUUUAUGACGAAAUUGACUGCAUUUUGAGGAAUCAGCCGCCAGAGAUGCUUACAGAUGUUAUCACAGACCCGAUACCACUGAGAGUCAAGAGGAAAGUCUCUGAAGAAGGUAAUGAUUUUUCACCCUAUCAUUGACUAGAUGUACAAGAGAUAUAAGAUAAUAACAAAAUGCCCAGGCAAUCUGUCCAUUUAUACUGCAUUUAUUGUUUUGUGGAAGCUACUGUGAAGAGAUAAGCAACCCAGGGUGUGUUUCAAAGUACAAGUAAUCCUUGACUUAUGACCACAAUUGAGGACACAAUUUCUGUU